Molecule: messenger RNA, 2346 nt
Organism: Mesorhabditis belari
Lineage: Eukaryota; Metazoa; Nematoda; Chromadorea; Rhabditida; Rhabditidae
Source: the annotation of a GenBank genome assembly
AUGCGAACAUCAACAAGGAGAUGGAGAAGUGAAAGAGGAAGGGUCGAUCUCCCGAAAUUGGCAACGAAUAGAGCUAUUUUUUGUGCCGAUAUUCGCUCAGUGAACACGGGUUGGGGCAUUCUCCGAGGAGAAGUGGUGAGCCCAGGAACCGAGGAUUUACCCCCAGUCGCUCAAUAUUUGGGUGUACCCUAUGGAGUGGCACCUACAGGACAGUAUCGUUUCAAUAUGGCCAUCUCUGCCGCAAAAUGGACUAAUGCUGCGAAAGAUGCGCGGCAAUUGGGAUCAGUUUGUACCCAAGCCGGCCUGCCUGAGCUCAGUGUUAACAAGGCAUUUGAGUACACUUCGGCUCAAAAAUUCGACUACAUUCACAAAUUGUUGCCGAGGUUGAAACAACAAUCUGAGGACUGUCUUUAUUUGAAUUUGUAUGUCCCGGAGAGAUUGGAAGUGACAAUCAAGGAGACUCUUUUGCCUGUUCUUGUCAUCGUUCAUGGUGAUGAUUAUGGAUGGAACUCUGGCAAUCCCUACAAUGGUACAAUUCUUGCAGCUCAUGGACAAAUCAUUGUCAUCACGUUGAAUUAUCGAUUGGGAGUCUUUGGAUUUCUCGGCCGGUGUGAGUCGAGCUCUUGUCAAGGCAAUUCGGGGAUCUCGGAUCUUGUCUCGGCGUUGAAAAUGUUGAGUGGAAUCUUGCCGGCUUUUGGGGGAGAUCCCAGAGCUGUUACAUUGCUGGGUUGGGGUUCCGGUGCCUCGCUUGUCUCUCUAUUGAUGGCCUCUCCAUUGACUCAACCCUCUCGUCGUCUCUUCCAACGGGCAAUUCUCCUUGAUGGAACAGCUUUAGCACCAUGGGCAAUCACCACCAAUCCACAGCCAUUCUUCAUGCAAUUGGGAGAGAAAUUGGGGUGCGCCUCAAAGAACGCCUCUUCUCAAUUCAAUUCAGGCGUUGAAGGGAUUGUGAGGUGUAUGCAGGAGAAACCACCAGAAGCCGUCUCGAAAGCAGCUCAAAAGAUCGAAGUGCCGACUUUUCUCUCGGCAUUCGCUCCGAUUGUUGAUGGACAGUUGAUUCCCAAUCGUCCAAAAGUCUCCUUCUCCUCCGAGUUUGGUUCUCUAUUCAGAGAGAUCGAUCUCCUCGUUGGCACCACCACUCAUCCAGCUCAUCAAUUUCUCUCAAAUGAGGAUCUCAAGAAUGGAUUAAGUGCUGAGAAAAGGGAAAAGAUAUUCAGAACCCUUGUCCGGAAUCUCUACGAUUUCCAUCGAUCCGAGAUUUACGCGUCGAUCGUCAACGAGUACACCGAUUGGGACAAUCCACAAAACAAUCCAAAAACGAUUAGAAACGGUGUUCUGGGUGCACUGUCUGAUGUUCUUUACAAUGCGCCGUUAGUGGAAACACUUCGAAUGCAUUCUUCUGAUGAUGUUAGAGCACAGGGGAAGACAUUUAUGUUCGUUUUUGGUCACGAGACUCGUUCGUGGAAUUCGGAGCAGCCAAAUUCAGGAGUUCGCGGGUCAUUGAGUGGAGAUCAUAUUCCCUAUAUUCUUGGAUAUCCUUUAAUGAAAGGAGACAAGGAGAAUCGAUUAUACGAUGGUUUUUCAAUGGAGGACAAGGAGGAGAAAUUUCAUUCAAUCGCUUGGCCACAAUUCAAUCAACCGAAUCGAGAGGCUUAUCUCGAAAUCACUGAUCGUCCUCGGAUAAAGAACUACUACAGAAACGCGCAAGUCGGCUUUUGGACAGGAUUAGUGCCUCAAUUGCAGCAUGCGGGCAAGGAAGGAGCUGGGAUUCCGAAUGAACAUCACUUGUUGCCAAAACAUUUUGCAAAGGAAACAUUUUUCGGCAGGGUUCGUCCUUAUGGCCCAUUCGCGAAUGAGCCUUUCCCUCCACCUCCAAUGCCUCCAUCACCCCCGCCAAAGGAUAUUAAGAAACCGACAACCGCUUCUUUCCCCGAGACAACACCAUCGAGCUCAGCUGUGCCUGUCACUGGUGCCUAUUAUGGAACCUAUUUAACAUACAUUAUCGCUAUUGGAACUGGAAUGUUAUUACUGAAUAUUUGCGUGCUUAUCAUGAUUUGUCGACAGUGUGAUAAGACGAGGAACUCGAAGAAGAAACUCCAGCUACAGUAUCAGACGUAUGCCUCGAAUCACCAUGCUCCGACAGGAGAUAUGAAUUUUGGACUCAAUUCACCGUUACAGGAGCCCCUUCUCUCAGCAUCUCACAAGCAAUCAGCUUCAGCGCUUCGAUCCGGCGUCUCGCCGAGUUGUCCUCGUCAUGGAAGAGCUGCAAUUGCUUUACAAGGUUCUCGCGGGAAUUCUGUGGUCUCUGGUGGCACCGGUCCUCCUCCACUCGAAGAGAUUCAAGUC